CUACCUCGUUGGAGAACUAAUUACCUAAUUAGGUGGUAUAGUAUAUAGUAGUAGCCAUGGUACUAUAGUUUAGACUUUAGAAUAAAAACAACUAAACUAAAUGAAAAAGAGAAAAAUAUAUUAUAUAGUAUUUUGAUUACUCACAGAAUAGACAAAUAAAAAAGACUUCGUCGUCUAAACACGUGUCUUUGUCGGCUACCUCAAUCGACAACAUUUCAAAAGGACCAGUUAUGUGAACAAACUUGCCUCCUCAACCCCAAACACUCUCACUUUUUUUUGUCUUUUUUGUCUCAUUCCAUCUUCAUCCCCCCUUAAUUCCCUUAUGUCAUUCUUUUUUGUAUAUAUAUAAAUUUCAUUUCAAACUCCAUCCCAUCCCAUCCGACGAUCUCAUCUAUCUCGACUUAAUUGGCGGCUUUCUUAUUAUUUCUACCCAAAUGGGCAGAUCUUCAGCUACUUCCUCUUCCUCUUCUUCUUCCAACAUUGCUGAAACCACCAACUACCAACCCCCUUUCUUCUCUUAUGACUAUCAAUAUCAGUAUCAGUAUCAUCAGCCUCAGUUUAUUCACACAAGAGAUCUCAGCACAGACCUUAAGCUUGGUCUAAGCCUUUCUCCAUCUCAAACUCCAAGGGGUGAGCAAUCAUCAGAAUGGCCUUCCACCAGCAUAAAUGGUCAUCAACAACCAGCACCAGAAGCUCAUCCGGUAAUGGAAGAAGAAGAAGAAGAAGAAAGCGAUGAAUACUGCGUUAAUGGAAAUAAUAAUGGGAAUGGAAGCUUGUAUGUUAAGGUUUACAUGGAAGGUCACCCCAUUGGCCGAAAGCUGAAUGUGUUGGCUCACCAUGAUUACCACGACUUGAUCACCACUCUUGAUCAUAUGUUCAACACCAAUAUUCUCUGGGGUGCCGAUGUUGAUCAUGGAGAGAAUAAUUAUGAGGAUUUUCAUGUGCUGACAUAUGAAGAUGAGGAAGGAGAUUGGCUCAUGGUUGGUGAUGUUCCUUGGGAGAUGUUCUUGACUGCAGUUAAGAGAUUGAAGAUCACAAGGGCAUGCCCCUGCUGACACUGCCACUGAUAUGUCAUAACUAAGAUCACAAGGACUGGGAGGGACUAGCUCCAAUUCCAAAUCUUUAUGUGCUGUUGUAGUGGAAGUAUUGAUGGACUUCUCAACUGCUUGAGCCAAGACAAUUUACCCAUGUGAUGUAAUUAAAUCCAUAUGCAGAGGAAACAAUCUCAGUUAGGUCGACAUAGCUAGCUAGCUAGAGCUUAAUCUCUCUACUGUAAUUAAAGACCAACUUUUUCAAUGAUCAAUAUUUUUUUUUUGGUUUAAUAAUGGAGCCAUGUUGAUGUUGCUAGAGUAACACAGUAGUUGCAUUAACUUGCUGGCACGCCAAGACUGACCACUACUAAUGAUGAAUUGGGUUGAGUUGAGACUUCUCAGCCCACCAUCUGAGUGCAUAACUAUACUCAACUUCUAUUCUAGUAAAGCCCACAUAGCAAACACAAAGUAGUAGAGUAGUAGCCCAUUUUGAACUUUAUAUAAAAUAAAA
This is a messenger RNA of Humulus lupulus (European hop), 1542 nucleotides long. RefSeq names its product auxin-responsive protein IAA30-like. Lineage: Eukaryota; Viridiplantae; Streptophyta; Magnoliopsida; Rosales; Cannabaceae. Gene Ontology annotation, cellular component: nucleus. The record is from RefSeq and is a predicted model, not a curated record. The coding region runs from base 435 to 1055 and encodes 206 amino acids. Gene Ontology annotation, biological process: regulation of DNA-templated transcription. The transcript has 4 exons. Gene Ontology annotation, molecular function: protein binding.